UUUGACUGCCCAUGGUGGGCUGGUCUGCUCCACCAGGGUUACAGACAGCAGUAUAACAGCAGUGUAACUCCACCCGAGCAGCACACACGAUCAGUUUUGGACAGAAACAAGCAAGUUAGACAAGCGUACUGAGUAAAUAUGGGGUUUAGAGGAGUGGGACUGUUACUCUGCAUGGUCUGUGUGGCACACUCCUCUCUCGAACAGAGCUCUUCCAAGAAGAAGAACGGAAAGAAAGAGUCUGCUAACAGUGCUGCCAUUGAGGAGCUGAGAAAAAAGAUCGAUGAGAUCGUCCAGGAGUUGAGUCUACUGAAGGAAAAGCAAGCUCUACAAACAGUGUGCCUGAAAGGCAUCAAGGUUCCAGGCAAGUGUUUCCUGGCAGACCCAGUGAAGAAGAACUUCCACACGGCCAGUGAUGAUUGCAUCGCAAAGGGUGGCACCCUCAGCACUCCUGCCAACGGCGAUGAGAACGACCAGCUCUACGCCUACGUCCGCCAGACCAUCGGGCCUGAGGAACACAUCUGGCUGGGCAUCAAUGACAUGGUGAAAGAGGGGGACUGGGUGGAUAAGACAGGCACCACUGUACGCUUCAAGAACUGGGAGACAGAGGUAACCCAUCAACCCGACGGCGGACGCAGCCAGAACUGCGCCAUUCUCUCCAUCCCUGCCAAUGGAAAGUGGUUUGAUGACAGCUGUCGUGCUGAGAAGGCCUCUGUGUGCGAGUUUAACAUUGUCUGAGCUGUAAUGUUUGAUCAAUGUAUCAUCACUUCCUUUAUAACAUGUAAGGAAUGAAUCAGUAUCGGUGCAUGAUGAAUAUACUACUCUGUUAAUUGCAUCUUUACUCAAAGCUCUUACACCUAAAUCCUGGCUUCAAACUAAAAUUUGAAGAAAAGAAGGGUAGGUCACUCUUAGUGAAUGUUCAGAUUUACGACAAUGAGCUGAAGGUGUGGCUCGCUCAUUGCAUAAUAAAGGUUGGAGUAACAAAGUACAAACCUAAAUUCUAAAACAGUUGGGACAGUAUGUGAAAUCCUAACAGAAGAGAAAGCAGUGAUUCUAAAUUUAAAGUUCUGAAUUCUCAAUAUUUUGUGUUUUAACAUACGAACUUUUUAUUGUUUUUUGUAACAAAUUUGAUGCCCACAACACAUUCUAACAAUGUUGGAACAGGAGUAUGUUUACCAUUGUGUUAUAUCACAUUUUAACAACAUUUGAUAAUCAUUUUUAGCCUGAAGACACCAAUUGAUCAUGGUUUAAAAGCCUUCUGCCUUCAAACAAGCCUUCAGCAGCACAACUGCACAUUGUGUCAUAUUUCAUGCUUCAUAAUGCAGCACAUGUUUUCAGUGGGAGACAAGUCUGGACUGCAGACGGGCCAGUCGAGCACCCACUCUCCGAUUGCACAAGCAUGCUGUUGUUACACAUACAGACUCUGGCCUGGCAUUGUCAUGUUGAAAUAAGCAUGAACAUCCCUGAAAAAGAUGACAUCUACAAGGCAGCAUACGCUGCACCAAAAUGUGUAAAUCUUAAAGUGUUAUUAGUGUUUUUGCAGACAUGCAAGUUACACAUGCCAUGGGCAUUAAUACAUCCCCAUGCCACAACAGACCUUGGAUUUUGAACUUUAUGCUGGUAACAAUCUGGAUUAAUCUUUUAUUCUUUGGCUUUGAGAACGUGACAUCCAGUAUUUGCAUAAACUGAAAAGUUGACUUAUCAGACCCACAAUACGUUUCCACUGUGCAUUUCAGAUGAGCCUUAGCCCAGAGAAGUUGGCAGAGCUUCUGGACAUUGUUGACAUUUGGCUUCCACUAUGCAGUACAGGCUUAACUUGUUCUUAAGCCUAUAAGGUGACAUCACGGAAGCAUGCUGUUUUUUAAUGCAGUGCCAUCUAAGGGCCUAAAUGUCAUGGACAUUCGGUUGUAUGCAUUGCAGAGGGUAAAAGACCGAAAAUCUUUGCAAUCUUUUGUUGAGGGAUGUUGUUCUUAAAAUGCUGAAUUAUUUGCUGAUGGAUUUAUUGGCAAAGUGGUGCACCUUGACCAAUCCUUGCUACAAAGCACUAGGUCUUUCCUGUAUGCUCCUACCCAAGCAUGAUUACAUCACCUGAGAUGAGUUUUGAAUAUUAAACUGCCCCGCCCCAACUUUUUGGAAUGUGUUGCUGGUAUCGAUUUCAGAAUGAGAGUAUUUUCACAACAACAUAGAAACUGAUAAGGCACAUUACAUAUCUUGUCUUUGUACUGUUUACGCUUUAAUACAGGUCAAAGUGGAUUUACAAAUCCAUGCUUUUUGUUUUCAGUUGCAAUUCCUAUGCAGUCACAACUUUUUUUGGAAUUGAGUUUUUUAAGAAAACACUCUACAACAAUCACACUGUGGAUUAUUACACUUACUAGUAAUAAACAUGACACAAGCGCUGUACUCAAAAGUAAGCAGGAUCAGAAACACAACAUAAGCUAGUUUUAUGCCUAGUAGUUCUAGCAGGCUCUAUGUGUUUAUAAACAAAUGUUAUGAAAAAUGACAGUCUGAUUUGAAAUAAAAUGUAAAUGUAUUUUCAGCGUUUCUUUAUUUCAGUACUGUCAGUAAUAAAAGCAAAGUUUUUCAUUCACAACACUUCCAUUUUCAUAUACAGCAUGAAAGAGGAUUUUGUAAGUGUUUGUAUUCAUGCAGAAUUCAUAAUGUUUAUUACCAGGUCAGCAGGCCUGCUUCCUGCCCUUUUACUUUUUUUAGUCGUUACAUAACUUGUGUACACUGCUGGAAGCACAAUAAAAUAUUUGUUGGUAGUAAGAGUGAACUUUUCUGCACCCCUACUCUUAACUUCCCAAAAGAUAAGAUUCCAAACAAUUUAUCACAUAAUAACUACUAAAAGCAGAAAAAUCACAGUAAUGAAACAAAGUACUUCAUUUCACACUCAGAGCCAGAGUUAUGUAAUCUAGUUCUGGUUUCUCCCAAAAGACUUUACAAUCUGCUCUGCGCACAUUCAGCAACAUGUGUGACAAAU
This is a messenger RNA of Colossoma macropomum (tambaqui), 2977 nucleotides long. It is a transcript of the gene clec3ba, whose product is annotated as C-type lectin domain family 3, member Ba. The coding region runs from base 139 to 735 and encodes 198 amino acids. Gene Ontology annotation, molecular function: carbohydrate binding. Gene Ontology annotation, cellular component: external side of plasma membrane. Gene Ontology annotation, biological process: biological process involved in interspecies interaction between organisms. The record is from RefSeq and is a predicted model, not a curated record. Lineage: Eukaryota; Metazoa; Chordata; Actinopteri; Characiformes; Serrasalmidae. The transcript is spliced from 3 exons.